Anoplopoma fimbria (sablefish) is the source of this 3712-nucleotide messenger RNA. It is a transcript of the gene sfmbt2, whose product is annotated as Scm like with four mbt domains 2. The coding region runs from base 220 to 2916 and encodes 898 amino acids. The record is from RefSeq and is a predicted model, not a curated record. Gene Ontology annotation, molecular function: transcription corepressor activity; histone binding. Gene Ontology annotation, biological process: regulation of DNA-templated transcription. Gene Ontology annotation, cellular component: nucleus. The transcript is spliced from 21 exons. Lineage: Eukaryota; Metazoa; Chordata; Actinopteri; Perciformes; Anoplopomatidae.
AGCUGAAAGACGUCCCUCGCGUUGCUGUGUUCGAGGAGAAGAGCAAGAGAGAGAGAGAGAGAGACAUAGAGAGAGAAGGAGAGAGAGAGAGAGAGAGAACAGAGGGGGUCUCGAGGAGGAGAGGCGACCCAAAAAACUUGGACAGGGAAAGUGAGAGAUGCAGUGAAGGAUAACCGACACGCUCUCGGCUCAAAGGUUAACAGGAAGUGGAGGUGCAGGAUGCAGCGUCUAGCCCGGGAGCAGCCGUUGGCCCUGACUGCGAUGAUGUCACACUGUCCGACCAAUGGGAAGGAAGAAGAGGUGAAGACAGAUGCAGAUUCCAUGGAAGAGGAGGAGGCGGAGUUUAACUGGGAGGAGUACAUGGAGGAGACGGGUGCUAACGCCGCCCCUCACACCACCUUCAAACAUGUGGAGAUCAGCCUCCAGAGCAGCUUCCAGCCGGGCAUGAAGCUGGAAGUGGCCAAUAAGAGCAGCCCGGACUCGUACUGGGUCGCCACCAUCAUCACCACGUGCGGCCAGCUGCUGCUGCUGCGCUUCAGCGGCUACGGCGAAGACCGCAAGGCCGACUUCUGGUGUGACGUCAUGACGGCCGAGCUGCACCCGGUGGGCUGGUGCACCCAGAACAACAAGACGCUCAUGCCCCCCGAAGAUAACAUUUACCUAAGAAAAGCCAUAAAGGAGAAAUACAGCGACUGGACAGAGUUCCUCGUUCAUGACCUGACGGGCGCAAGGACGGCACCGGCCAACCUGCUGGAGGGGCCUCUGAGAGGUAAAAACACUGUGGACCUGAUCGUCGAGGGCUCCGUUCUGGAGCUUCAGGACGUUUCGGGUCCGUUCCUCUACUGGCCUGUCCGGGUCCUCCAGAACGUGGGAGGGAGGCUCCGUCUGCGCUACGCCGGCCUCUCUGACGACCACGAAGCUCAGGACACCUGGCUGUUCUACCUGGACGUCAGGCUCCGCCCCCUCGGCUGGGCUCAGGAGUACAGAUUCACUUUAGAACCGCCCACAGGGGUCAGGUCUCUAAAGAGCGCUCCCGACUGGCAGGAGGCUCUGGAGGACGCUCGCCUCGACGGACUGAAGAGCCCGCUGCCGCUGGAGGUGUUCAAGGACCACAUGGACCUGCCUGAGCACACCUUCAAGACGGGGAUGAAGCUGGAGAUGGUAUCUCCGUGGGAGCGGCUACAGAUCUGCCCUGUUUCUGUCUCCAAGGUCUACAAUGAGAUCUACUUCCAGGUAACGCUGGACGAUCUCUCCGUCGACUCUAAGCCGCGGUUCGUGGUGUGUCACGCCAACUCGCCCGGCAUCCUUCCCGUCCAGUGGAGUCUGAAGAACGGCGUGGGUCUGGAGCGGCCCCCGGGCUACGAGGGCCACGACUUCGACUGGGCCGACUACCUGAAGCAGGGAGGGACGGAGGCGGCCCCCGACGGCUGCUUCCCUGAUACAUGGCAGAACAGGGGCUUUGCCAAGGACAUGUGGCUGGAGGCGGUGAACCCUCACCGGCCAGCGGAGGUGUGUGUGGCUCAGAUCACACAGGUCAGAGGACGCCUGCUGUGGCUCCGACUGGAAGGUGUGGUGAAGCCCCUGUCAGAGUGCAUCGUGGAAGCAGAAUCCAUGGACAUCUUCCCUGUCGGCUGGUGCGAGGCCAACGCUUACCCUCUGACCCCUCCACUCAAACCUGUCUGCCAGAAGCAGAAGAAGAUCGCGGUGGUCCAGCCAGAGAAACAGUUGGCUCCAUUCCAGCCGGUGGAGACGACUCCCGUCAGCCUCUGCCAGCCCGUCGCCAUGGAUCCAGGCUCGGCCAACGGCAGAUACUGCUGCUCCAAGAUCUUUGUCAACCACCGCUGUUUCUCGGGACCGUACCUCAACAAGGGACGCAUCGCCGAGCUGCCGCAGGCCGUCGGGCCUGGAAAAUGUACACUGGUCCUCAAAGAGCUGCUGAGCAUGCUGAUCAACGCCGCCUACAAGCCCGGACGAGUCCUGAAGGAGCUGCAGGAGCUGGAGGAUCAGAGCUGGGACUGCCAGGAGGAGACCCUCAAAGCCAAAUAUAAAGGGAAAACCUAUCGCUCCACCAUCCGGAUCGUCCGCCUCGCAGACCAGAUCCCAGACUUCUGCAGAAAGGUGUGCAUGAAGCUUCAGUGCUGCCCGAACCUCUUCAGCCCCGUCCUCGUCACCGACAAGUGCUCGGAGAACUGCUCCGUCCAGACCAAAACCAAAUACACCUACUACUAUGGGAAGAAGAGGAAGCUGUCCAAGCCGAUGGGAGGAGAGGAGGCGGCGGAGGGAGACGUGGCCAAGCCGACGCGCCGCAGGAAGAAGAGGAAAGCCAUCUUUGUGCAGAAGAAGAGACGCUCGUCCGCGGUGGACUUCACGCCUGCUGGCUCACCGCAGGACAGCGAGGAGGACGAAGAGCUGGCGUUGCAGUCGGGCAGUGAAGGCACCAGCUCGGAGCCCCGUGACGACCACACCGACGCCUCCUCGGUGGAGGUGUCCAGCAGCCGCCCUCGCCGGGCCGCCACGCUGCGCCGGGCCUUCAGCGCGGGAAACGCCACGGGCAGCCAAGGGGCCGCCGAGGGCCGCAGGAGGUCGACCCGCUCGCUGUCGACUCACACCCAGAACAACAAGUACCAGCCGGCCAAAGGACAAGACAUGCAGGUGGAGGAAGAGGAGGGUCAGCUGGUUCUGGACAGUAAUCCUCUGGAGUGGAGCGUAGACGAGGUCGUUCAGUUUAUCAACUCUACCGACUGUGGGUCCCUCGCCAACAUCUUCCAGGAGCAGGACAUCGACGGUCAGGCCCUGCUGCUGCUAACGCUGCCCACCGUACAGGAGUGCAUGGACCUGAAGCUCGGACCCGCCAUCAAACUGUGUCACCAGAUCGAGCGCGUCAAGGUGGCCUUUUACAGACAGUACGCCAACUGAACAAGCAGAAGAAAACAUCUUGGUCCUGCACGACUGGGAACGCUUGGAUUAGCUGCCGCCUGGUGGAGAGAUUUUUUGGAAAUAUGGAGUUUUUUUUACAUUCAAGAAGAAGGGAUAUUUUUUCGUGGUCGCGUUGGAAAAGCACAAACUGAGUUACAAUAGGAGAGGGUUUCCCUUUGAAGAGAUGUUGAAGGAUUACAUUUUGGGAUAUUUCUGUGAAAAUGUGACGCAGAUGUCGACUCCGGCAGAACAAAAACACAUCGGAGUCAAUCGUUUUGCGGUUUUUCUGACCUGUGAAGAAGUUAUCAAGAGAAAGCUGAGGACUCGGUUCUGAAGACAUUUGUGUUUCUUACUUUUCAUUUCCAUUUCAUUUGUGAUAUAGGAGCAUUAUAGCAUUUAAGUUAAAAACAAUCAUUGAGGUUUUUUUCCCUAUUUGUGUGACAUAAUUGGUUCUGGAAAAAUAUAUUUGAAAGUAUUUAAAAAACCAAGAAGUAAUAUAUUUGAAAUAUUUAUUGUUAUCCUUAUUUCUAAGGAGUAAUUAUGUAUUUGAAUUGAGAGAAAUUAAUUGACUAUAAACUCCUUUUAUCGCUGAAACAAACCCCUAAAAUAUAUUUCACAAACAGAAACAGGAAAGAAAUUAUGUUUGGGAAGAAAACGCCCUCUGAGAUACUUUGUGUUGCGUCGCUCACUUCUCAUCGUUACAAUCACGUGAGGAACAAUCGUGUAAGCUAUUCUGUGUCCAUCUAUGCAAAUGUGUUGCAGAUAUUUUUGAUAAGUGAGAAAAAAUAAAUUUCUA